AUGACGGGACAUGAAUUUACGUUAGAGAUACUUCACUGUAAUCCUCUACAAUGUCUUGAAGUGAUACGCAUGUCCCGUGAAUCAUUUGUACGACUAUGUGCUAAUUUUAGAGUAAACUACACGUUAAAGGAUAACAAACAUGUGUCGGUUGAGGAGAAGAUGACUAUGUUUUUGAUGAUGAUCGUACCAACUUCUUUUAAUCUGAAUCCAAACAUUCCGGGACAUAAUAGGAGGCUACGGCGGGUGUUCAAGGGAGCAGUUUGUGCACUUGAUGACACUUUGAUACAUGUUGUUGUCCCUGCAAACAAACGAGAUUUAUAUAGAAGUAGGGGAAAAGACGAUUGUUACCAAAACGUAUUGGCAAUAUGUGACUUCAACAUGAUGUUUACGUUUGUUGUGGCUGGUUGGGAAGGGAUAACACACGAUUCUAGAACUUUAUCAGAAGCAUUAGCAAAUACACACGCACCAUUCCCACUUCCACCACUAGAUAAAUAUUAUCUUUGUGAUGUCGCCUAUGCAAACAUUCGAGGUUUUAUGGCAUCGUACCGUAAUGUGAGGUAUUGGCAUGGAGAUUUUCGUCGAAGACAUGCAUUAACGUAUAAAGAAAAAUUUAACCAUGCACAUGCAAAACUUCGGAAUGUCAUUGAGCGUGUUUUUGGUGUCUUGAAAACACAAUUCCCUAUAUUGAAGAGGACGACACCAUUCUCGUUGGUUACACAACGAGACAUUACCCUAACAUGUUUUGCGCUUCAUAAUUUUAUAAGAAGAGAGGGACUACGUGAUGAGUAUUUUGCACGAUAUGAUGAACCAAAUGUAUUGGUUCGGAAUAACAAUGUAGUCGUUGAUAAAUGA
This is a messenger RNA of Lactuca sativa (garden lettuce), 852 nucleotides long. RefSeq lists its product as uncharacterized. The record is from RefSeq and is a predicted model, not a curated record. NCBI's taxonomy places the organism in Eukaryota, Viridiplantae, Streptophyta, Magnoliopsida, Asterales, Asteraceae.